GUGAAAUUCAAAGCAAAUCAAGCUGUGAUUGGCUUACCAAUCAAGUCCAAUUCAGUCCUUCAGACUCCUUAAAUUUUAAUAUUCAGGAUUUCCCUCCCCCUCUAGGUUUUAUAUGUAAUUGUGAUUCUUGGGGACGUGCCCCGGCUUUUGUAAUACGGCUUGGAUUUAUCAAAAAAAACUUUAAUAUUUAUGCAAAAAGCCCUUGAAUCAACCACAUUUUCACCUGGGGAAAAGUCGGAGGGGCUUUAUCCGACGAACAGAAUGGCAGUUUGGUUUGAAUCAUAAUCGGAGGGUAAAUUUGUAUAGAGAUAUCAGUUGAAUAGAUGGAAACAACCCAACCACUUUCAGAGCUUCAAAAUCUGCAAACACCUAAAAAAGAAGAGAAUGAUGUGGAAAAAGAGUGCAAAACUGGUCAUCAAUCAUACGUUGUAUCUUCUCGAUGCACCCGUUCUCAGGUGGCUCCUGACUGGACUGCACGGGAAAUACUUAUUCUUAUAGGCGAGGUUGCUUCUGUUGAAGGUGAUUGCUUGAAAGCACUGUCUUAUUAUCAGAAAUGGAAAAUUAUAUCAGACAAUUGCACCGCAGUGGGUGUUGUCAGAUCAUUAAAUCAGUGCCACAGGAAGUGGGAUUCACUUCUUCUGGAAUAUAAAAGAAUCAAGGACUGGGAAUCCCAGUUGGUGGGCAACGCAUAUUGGUCUCUGCAGUCUGAAAGGAGAAAAGAGUUUGGGCUUCCAGUUUCUUUUGAUAGAGAAGUCUUUGAAUCAAUUGGUGAGUUUUUGAAGGCUCAAGAGGAUCGCUGUACAGACCUGGAUGAUGAUCCAGAAGGAGGGGCUGACAUGCUUGAUGUAAUAUUGGAUUCUGGUUCCAAGAAGCGAAGGCGCAGACCAGUUGCUCAGAAAAGCAAUGUAGAAGAUGAGCAGGAGAUAGUAGAGAAAUUACGUGAGAACUCAGACUUCAUCCAUGCAAUACUGAGAGGAGACUUCACUGAAAAUGAAGACAAAGGGUUGACUGAUUUAAGAAAUAUCCAUUCAAGCCAGACUAAAUUCACAAGGAACCAGGCUGAUGAGUUGAUCAAGGUCCUUGGAACUCUUGCUAGCACGGUUAACCAGCUUUAUGAUCAGAUUCAGUAAGGAAGACAAUUCUCUGUGAGAUCAUAAUGUAUAUUUUCCAUGACAUGUCAAUCGUAGUAGUUUGUAUGAACCUGGUAACUAUUAUGUUUUCCAUUACAAGAUAACUGUAGUGUUUAGUUUGUAUAA
This is a messenger RNA of Nelumbo nucifera (sacred lotus), 1256 nucleotides long. RefSeq names its product sequence-specific DNA binding transcription factor. Lineage: Eukaryota; Viridiplantae; Streptophyta; Magnoliopsida; Proteales; Nelumbonaceae. The record is from RefSeq and is a predicted model, not a curated record.